Molecule: messenger RNA, 594 nt
Organism: Mercenaria mercenaria
Lineage: Eukaryota; Metazoa; Mollusca; Bivalvia; Venerida; Veneridae
Product: KICSTOR complex protein kaptin-like
Exons: 6
Coding region: 1-594 (197 amino acids)
Biological process (GO): negative regulation of TORC1 signaling; actin filament organization; cellular response to amino acid starvation
Cellular component (GO): lamellipodium; KICSTOR complex; actin cytoskeleton
Molecular function (GO): actin filament binding
Source: RefSeq, a predicted model, not a curated record
AUGGAACAGCGAUCAUGGAAGUGGACAGAUGCCCAUUUCUGCAGUUUGCCAUCCCAGACCUCAAUAUAUGGGUGUACAAAAAUUAUGAACAAUAUUAAUGGUACAAACAAGCUACUUGUUGCCUCUUUAGUUGGAAAGUUUUUCACUAUUGAUUACCAGAGAAUAUUUGACAAACUGACACCAUCGACGAAAGAAGUGCAGUUUACAUACAUACCAGGGGAAUCUGAGAUUGUAUCUGUAGAUGCUACAAAUAAAUGUCGCCAUGGCAAUGGUUUAACUAUAGGAAUCACUUUCUGGAAGCUUGAAGAGAAUGAGAGUAAGCAGUUUCUACAUACAUAUUACGCUGCACAGUCAGGAGAAGAAUUCAACCUAGAAAGUGUAGCUCAGGGCUGUCAGAGUUUGGAGUUAAAUUUCAUGCCAUACCAUUUAACACAUACAGAGUUGAUUGAAGGCAAUAACACAGAGACGGUGUUUUUAUUGAGUGGAAGUGACAGCAAAGUACACCUGUAUAGAGAGGUAAGCUACCAGCAUAGUUUUAAAGAAGAAGACUGUGAAGAAUUUUUUCCAGAAUUCAAAAAUUUCACUUCUGUGUAA